Messenger RNA from Fundulus heteroclitus (mummichog), 2559 nucleotides. RefSeq lists its product as uncharacterized. Gene Ontology annotation, biological process: positive regulation of T cell proliferation; immune response; T cell costimulation. Bases 106 to 1983 code for a protein of 625 amino acids. The record is from RefSeq and is a predicted model, not a curated record. Gene Ontology annotation, cellular component: external side of plasma membrane. NCBI's taxonomy places the organism in Eukaryota, Metazoa, Chordata, Actinopteri, Cyprinodontiformes, Fundulidae. The transcript is spliced from 8 exons.
UGCAAGCCGAUGACUGUCAGCGACUGAGGCAGCUGGUUCUCUUCUGUUUAAUGGACAGCAGUGUUUGGUCCAGGAGCUGGAGAUCGAUGAAAACCGGAGGCAAAGAUGUUUGUGCUGCUUGUGGCUGUUCUGUUUGUUCCUCGGCUUGCUUCAGCUGUGGAGGUGAUUAACGUCCGUGAAGAGGCAGAAUCUGUUUUGCUGCCCUGCUCCUUCUCGUCUUCUCUUUUGGAUAAGUCCGUUGUGGUGUGGAGUCGCAAAGAUCUCAAUCCCCCUACAGUCCACCUGCGCCUUAGGACGGGCGAUGACCUUCAGACCCAAAACCAGCAAUACAAAAGUCGAACUUCCAUGGAGAGCGACGCUCUGGAAACUGGAGUCCUGAGCCUGACUCUGAGGAAACCUCAACUCAUUGACGGUAGCACUUACACCUGCACUGUCAGCAGGCUUGGACAACAGCUGGGAAAGUUAGAAGUUAAGCUGGAGGUCCAGAGGAGCACAGGAGUUCCCACGUGGGUCACCAUCCUUCUGGUUCUCCUGACUCUGGUUAUUGCUGCCGUUGCUUGGGCCGCUAUUUAUUUCAGAAAAUUUUUACAGAAAGUUCCACACGUGGAAGUGAACUCUGAGGUGGAGUCUGUCCUGCUGCCCUGUAUCACUAUCACCCGCCUUCCUGAAGAUGCCAGAGUGGAGUGGACAGACACUAAAGACAGAAAGGUUCAUGUGUACGAGAAGGGGAUGGACCGGCCUGAUGAGCAGCACUGGUUCUAUACAGACCGAACAGAGAUGAAAAAAAGGCUAAAGAGGGCUGCAAUGUUCUGUCUGACACUGAAAUACCCGACAGACAGAGACAGUAAGACUUUCACCUGCACCGUCUACGGCCAGGCCAGGACUGUCCUCCUGAGGAAACAAGUGGAGCUCCUCGUCAGAGUACCCGAGGUGAAGGUGAACUCUGGGGCAGACUCUGUCUUGCUGCCCUGCAAAACUAAAACCAUUCUCUCAAAAGACAUUAAAGUAGAGUGGAGCUGCGACGAUGUCUGGAUUCUGAAGGUGCAUGUGUACCAGAACGGUUCUGAUAGUCCAGAAGAUCAGAGUCCGUUCUACAGAAACAGAACCAAGAUGAACAACGACCUACUCGAAACUGGAGACCUCAGUCUGACACUGAAACACCCUACAGACAGAGACAGGCAAACCUAUACCUGCACGGUUUACAGCAGAGAUGGAAAAAUCCUCAUGAAGAAACAAAUAAAGCUCAUUGUUGAAGACUGUGAGGUGGAGGUGGAUGAGGGGGAAAUGUCAGCCCUGCUGCCCUUCAGAACCACAGGGGAUCUGGCAGACGCUAUGGUAGAGUGGUGGCGCUAUGAGCCCGAACCACCAGUGAUCGUCCACAAACAUGAGGCUGGCUGUGAUCAACAUGAAGAUCAGCACCCGCUGCACAGAGGCCGGACACAGAUGAGGUCAGAAGACGGAGACCUGAGUCUGACUCUGAAAUACCCGACGGACAGAGACAGUGGGAGCUACAUCUGCAGGGUCAACAGCAAGAAGCUCAAGAGGAAGAAAACGGUGUUGCUCAGAGUUGUCAACCGACAGGUGGAGGUGGAGGAGGGGGCUGAGUCCGUCCUGCUUCCGUUCAAAACAACACCUGAUCUGCCUGAGGAUGCUAAAGUGGUGUGGUGGCAGCUGGACCCGGAACACAUCAAGAUCCACGUGUACCACAAUGGCUCUGACCAACCUGAAGAACAGAACCAGUCAUUCAGAAACAGAACAAAGAUGGAUGAAGACCUCCUGAAAAGUGGAGACCUCGGUCUGACUCUGAAGCAGCCCACAUGUGGAGACAGCGGGAGGUACAGAUGUGAAGUUUACAGCGAGACAGAGAAAAUACGAAGGGAGAAAACUGUGAUGGUCAACGUUAAACAGAGAAGCCAAAGUCAAAAAGUGGACAGAGGAGACUCCACUGAUCCCACUCCUCUGCUGGCUCAUCAAUCUGUUUGAUUCGCUUCUUAGAUUAAAUCCAAGUUCAGUCGCUUAGUUAGGCUUAAUGUUUUCUCAAGAAGACUUUGUUCUAAAGUGGGGAGUCCUUACCUUGUCUUGCUCUUGUUGCUGUUAAUGAGCUUUCGUGUUGGGUCAGUAACGGUCCUGGUCGGUGGUGUCCGAUAACAUGUUUAUGCUUCAAAUAGAGAUCCAAAGGUUUCUGGCACAACUACACCAACUGCCAAGAUGCAUGAAGGGGGUCAGAUAUAUGAUGAGGUGAAAGGUUUAGCAAUACUUGAAGUAUCUGAAACCAACUUUAUAGACAAAGCAACACGUUUCAGCUUGUGGUCCUCAUCAGGGUCAUUCGUUGAUUGACCAGUUCUGUAUAUUUAGGUUUAAGAACACAGCACAGAAUUUACUGCAGGCAUGAAUGUAUCAUCAAAGAAGGUUUGAGUCAUUAAUUCAUGCAACAACACAGUAAUUCAUAUCGUUCAAAAAUAACAGAUUUCAGACGCUAUACAAGUCGUAGCAGACCCUAAAGACUAGUUUUGGGCGCUUAAGCUUCUCGGGAAGUGUGUUUGGCCAGGAUUCAGCUUU